AUGUCAUUUCGGCAACAAUACAUAUCGUCAUCUCCUCCCAUUGUGAAUCCCUCCAUCUCGAUGGCAGGAGUGACCGAGGACUCCGGAGACACAAAUCUCGCCACUUUUGACCUCGACUACGGUGACAUUGAGUUAAGUCAUGAAGAGAUAGAGGCGUUUGGUCACAUCAGGAACAUCGUUAGUCAGGGCCACGUCAACAGUAGCUUUAUGCCGGCACUUUCUGGGACUAGCUCUAGCACAGAGGCACAUGUUGAAGAACAGCCUAUUGUCUCCUACCGCGGAGUCGGCGAAGAUAUUUCGGCUCGUUAG
Messenger RNA from Fusarium sp. VM40, 309 nucleotides. The record is from the annotation of a GenBank genome assembly. Lineage: Eukaryota; Fungi; Ascomycota; Sordariomycetes; Hypocreales; Nectriaceae.